Molecule: messenger RNA, 648 nt
Organism: Malania oleifera
Lineage: Eukaryota; Viridiplantae; Streptophyta; Magnoliopsida; Santalales; Ximeniaceae
Product: heavy metal-associated isoprenylated plant protein 32-like
Exons: 3
Coding region: 1-648 (215 amino acids)
Molecular function (GO): metal ion binding
Source: RefSeq, a predicted model, not a curated record
AUGUCAAAAAUUGAUUUUGAGGUUGGAAAAAUAGAGACGUGUGUUCUCAGAGUACACAUUAACUGCCAUGGCUGCAAGCAGAAAAUAAAGAAGCUCCUGCAGAAAGUUGAAGGCGUUUACACUGUGAGCAUAGAUGCAGACCAAGAGAAGGUCACAGUUUCAGGGAAUGUACAAGCUGCCACUUUAAUCAAGAAAUUGAUCAAAUCUGGUAAGCAUGCAGAGCAUUGGUCUCGGAACCAAGAACAAGAACCCAACUGCAAGAAAGAUGAUAAGAACCAAAUGCUCUCUCUGAAUCCUAUCAAUGGCCGCAAAUCAGCCAUAAAGCAGCACAGGAACUUGCGCAACGCCUCUGGCACAGCACAUGAUCAGGGUGACUCUGGCUGGGACUGUGAAGGGUACCCAAACCAGAACAUGGAAAUGAAGAGCAUGGCAGGUGACUCCCAAGCAGGCUUCCAUGGCAGUAAUGCUCCUUCUGCAUACCAUGGCUUUGAAGGUUUUCCUCAAAGCCUACCACCUUAUGAUUUUGAGCAUCCACCAUCCAUGAUGAUGGGUGACUUGAUGAUCAACCAUGCUUUACCAGUGGUCUCUCCUCAUGUUGAUGGUUACUAUAAUUUUAGUUCUGAUCUGGCAUACCACUUGAUCAAUUAG